UGGAACUUGUUCCUGCCGUGCUCUUAAAGUGAUCCUUGACUUGAUGUGACUUCUGUUAUAGUGUCUGAUUGGAGACUGAUAAAUAUUUAUUUUAGGUCAUUCCAGUGUUAUGAGGCUGUUGUCUACUGACUAGAUGUGACAUUCCCAUACCCGUAUCGAGGGAGAUCAUACUAGAUGUACUGCCAGUCUAUGUAUAAUUGCCAGCCUUCCCGCCUCUCUCUUUCAUCUCCCACAAAACUAGGGCGCCGAUGCUUUAGCUGCGGCACCGGGCCGACCCCGUGGUCACGAUACUUCGGUUUGAUUAAUUGCUCAUUGGCAGCAUCUAGGGUCUUAACGCCUUGUUACGAGGUUUGUUAGUAGCUCUUUUCAUGUCUACUCCACAUACCAAGCGUAUAUGCCAGAUAAUCAAGCUCAAACCAGAAUGCGCGGACGAGUACAAAGAGGUCCACAGGAACGUCUGGCCUGGCGUCCUCAACUCCCUUAGACGGCACCACAUCGUGGACUACUCGAUCAACCAUUAUCCGCCGUUGAAUUUACUCAUCGCGAACUUCAAGUACACGGGUAGUGACUUUGAGAAAGACAUGAAAGCUAUUGGGGACGACGAGGAGACGCAGAGGUGGUGGAGGCUCACAGAUGGUAUGCAAGAGAGCUUUAAUGACGGAAUCCCUUGGUGGACGGACGUAGAAGAAGUCUUCCGUUUCGAGGGAGGUUCUUCAGCAUGAUAUGUUGACACCUGUCGUUGAUGAGAUUGACUACCUCUUCGGGCUGUCGACUAGUUGGAAGGUAGUGGUGCGAAUAUUGAAAAGGUAGAGAAUAAGGUAAAUUCGCCCAAGACAAGGAUGUGGCUGGUUACAUUGCUCAAACUCGAUGCGAAACUUAACUUCAAGACAUGACAGAAUUCAUCGGC
Messenger RNA from Suillus subalutaceus, 907 nucleotides. Its product is annotated as rhamnose mutarotase. The record is from RefSeq and is a predicted model, not a curated record. NCBI's taxonomy places the organism in Eukaryota, Fungi, Basidiomycota, Agaricomycetes, Boletales, Suillaceae. Bases 369 to 722 code for a protein of 117 amino acids. The transcript has 4 exons. Gene Ontology annotation, molecular function: racemase and epimerase activity, acting on carbohydrates and derivatives.